This is a messenger RNA of Sorex fumeus (smoky shrew), 1651 nucleotides long. Its product is annotated as sialic acid-binding Ig-like lectin 5. Gene Ontology annotation, biological process: cell adhesion. Lineage: Eukaryota; Metazoa; Chordata; Mammalia; Eulipotyphla; Soricidae. Gene Ontology annotation, cellular component: plasma membrane. The record is from RefSeq and is a predicted model, not a curated record. Bases 2 to 1651 code for a protein of 549 amino acids. Gene Ontology annotation, molecular function: sialic acid binding. The transcript is spliced from 9 exons.
CAUGGGGUUCCCAUGGCUGCUGCUGCUGCUGCUGUUGUCCCUGCUGUGUGGUGGGCUCCAGCAGGAGGACCAAGGGUACCAGCUAAACCUGAAAGAGCCGGUGUUGGUGGUGCAGGAGGGGCUGUGUGCCUCCAUGUCCUGCUCCUUCAUCAUCCCCAGAACUUAUCAGUUCUAUCCACUCACUGUCUACUGGUUCCGGGAGGGGGAUUCACACAGGGAUGAUCCUGUGGCCACAAACGACCAACAAAGACAGGUGAAGAGAGAGGCCUUGGGCCGAUUCCACCUGCUUGGGAACCCCAGUGACCUGAAGUGCUCCCUGGGCAUCAGACGUGCUAGACACACAGACCAGGGCAACUACUUCUUCCGAGUGGAGCAAGGGUAUGUGAAAUACAACUACAAGGCCACGAUGCUGCGUGUGCUGGUGACAGCACUCACAGAGAAACCUGCCAUCCACGUGGCUGAACCACUGGUGUCGGGCCACCCAGGGCGCCUCACCUGCAGCCUGCCGGGAGCCUGUGAAACAACAUCCCUCCAGUUCUCCUGGGCAGGAGAGAUGCUCGGCCCCUCCCCACCCACCUCUGCAGAGCUCAGCCUCACCCCGGGACCCGGGGACCACGGCAAAAACCUCAGCUGUCAAGUGAUACUCCUGGGAACUCUGAGAACCACGGAGACGACCAUCUGCCUCAACGUGUCCUAUCCCCCACAGAACCUCACCACCCACAUCUCCUUCGAAGCCACCUCAGUCCUGAAGAUCAAGAAAUCCACCUCAGCCCUAUCAGUUCUGGGGGGCCAGACGGUGUGGCUGCUCUGUGGAGCUGACAGCAACCCCCCUGCAGAGCUGAGCUGGUUUCCCAGGUCCCCAGGCCUGAAGGCCACCACCCUCUCCACCAACACGGCCAAGCUGGAGCUGAGGCUUCCAGAGACCACAGAAGAUGCGGAGUUCAACUGCCAUGCUCAGAACCCUCUGGGCUCCCGGAACGUCUCUCUCAGGCUGUCUGUGCUCUCCCCUCUGCAGCUGCUGGGCCCCUCCUGCUCCUGGGAGGCCCAGGACCUGCGAUGUAGCUGCUCCUCCUGCGCCCGGCCCGCCCCUGCCCUGAGCUGGUGGCUGGAUCAGCGGCUGCUGCCGGAGAACCGCAGCAACGCCUCCUUCCAGGUCACCUCCAACACCGAGGAAUACUGGGCCAACAGCUCCCUGAGCCUCCGGAAGGGGUUCGGCGCCGGCCUCCCGGUCCGUUGCGAGGCCCGGAAUGUCCAAGAGAGGCAGAGCGCCUGGGUCCUGCUGCAACCAGGCAAGCCCGAGGCUCAGUCUGCGGCAGUUAUCCCGAUUCUCGGAGCUGCCGGUGUCCUGACUCUGCUGUCCCUCUGCUUGUGCCUUGUGGCUGUCGCCUGCGUGGUGAGAGCUCGCAGGAAUGUGGUCAGCGCAGGAUCAGGGGCCAUGGCCAAUGAGGACCCCGUCAUGGACUCUGUGGCCUGGGGCUCCAGGACAAAGCACUGGCCAGAUAGCCCCCCAGACCAGAUGUGCCCCGAACCAGGGGAGGCACAGGAACUCCACUACGCCAAUCUCAGUUUCCAUGAGAGGGCGGAGAGGGAGCCUCAGGACCGCGAGGGCUCCGAGCGCACCGAGUACUCUGAGAUCAAGACCAGCAAGUGA